AAAAUUCAUUUAAAAACUCAGAGAAUCAAAUUUUGUAUUUUGUAUUUGUGUUUUGUUUCAAUAAAAAAUUCUUAUGUAAUAAUAUGCUUCCACCUCCAAUUGACCAAUUUUCAAGUUAUGAUGAACUUCUUGCUCAUGUUUUAACUCAAGGAUAUGCUGCAACCAUAAAAAGAACACAAACUGAUGCAAAUGGUGAAGAAAACAACAGUGCAACAUUCAAUCUCUAUUUCAGGAUUAAUUCACGAAGUUGGUUGUGUUGUGAUAAAUACUCUUCAUUGAUCAUGAUGUGA
This is a messenger RNA of Entrophospora candida, 290 nucleotides long. Lineage: Eukaryota; Fungi; Glomeromycota; Glomeromycetes; Entrophosporales; Entrophosporaceae. The record is from the annotation of a GenBank genome assembly.